UUUAGAUCGCAGAAGAGUAGCAGCUAAAAUGCUUCCCACUUGGCUAACGGAGGAGUACAUUCAGACAGCCCUCCGGGCCUACUGUAAGGAUAAUGAACUGCGAGUCCUUAAAGUCUGGGCCAAGCCAGCGACGGAAAAAGGGGAAAACUAUGUUGGCGUGAUGACUCGAAUCUAUGUAGACUUCGAGCUGGCAGACGGUGUAUUGCAAAAGAAAUCCUUUAUCCUAAAGCAAGGAGUGUCCUCGGAUGCCCCCCAGGCCGGUCUCUUUGCGGAGUACGAUGUCUACAACAGAGAACUGGAAAUGUAUGAUGUUGUCUUACCAAAAAUGUCCGAGAUUCUCCGAGAGGCUAAUUUUAAUGAGAAGUUGAUGGCAGAUGCCAUUGUAGUGGAUCGGGAGCGAACGAUUAUGAUCCUGGAGGAUCUCGCACCGCUCCAUUAUACAAAUGCAGACAGAGUGAAGCAAUUGGACAUAGUGCAUACUAAGCUAGUCCUCGACAUGCUGGCCAAGUUUCAUGCGGCUGCCAUAGUCCUAGACCAAAGAGAACCACAACUUUUGCGAAGAAAUUUCAACGGUCAUUUCUUUUCGAGAGGAAAAAAGGGUUACGGAGAGGUUUUCGUUGGGCUGUUCAAAGCUUUCAUAAGGUACGUAAAGAGCAAACCCAAUUUGUGGAACCGCUAUGGAAAAAAACUAGAGCACAUCAUUUCCCACUUGAUGGAGUAUGCCGCUAAAUCUGUGGAUGUCACCGAAAAAGACUUCACGACGCUCAUCCACGGAGACUGUUGGACCACGAACGUAAUGUACCAGUACGAUGACGAGGGGAAUCCCACCACGGUCCUGCCCAUCGACUUUCAGUUCAGUACCUGGACCCAUCCCGCGGUUGAUAUGCAUUACUUCUUUAGCACAUCCCUGAAGACUGAUGUCAAGGAAAGAGAAUUAGAGCUGGUGCAAUAUCAUUACUAUUCUUUGAAAAAGACUCUUGAGGCUCUUGCCUACAAGGGUUAUAUACCCAGUUUAUUUGAGUACCAGCUUCAAUUUGAGAGAAGGAGAUUUUUGAGUGUUGUGAUUGCCAACGUUUUCCAACCGAUCAUGGUGUACGAGGGCUGCGAGGAUCCUGAAUUUGUAAAUCUCUACCAAGACACUCCAGAAGGCAUAAGGUUCCAGGACUCAAUAUAUGAAAGUAAAGAGAUUCAAAGACGCAUAGAAACUAUUCUACCUAUCCUUGAUGCGAAAGGUUUCCUGGAUGCUCACUAACCACCAAAGGCUGUUUUAUGUUUCAAUAAACAAUAAGUUGUAUAAUUAUUAAA
Molecule: messenger RNA, 1305 nt
Organism: Drosophila bipectinata
Lineage: Eukaryota; Metazoa; Arthropoda; Insecta; Diptera; Drosophilidae
Source: RefSeq, a predicted model, not a curated record